Messenger RNA from Pelodiscus sinensis (Chinese soft-shelled turtle), 8683 nucleotides. NCBI's taxonomy places the organism in Eukaryota, Metazoa, Chordata, Testudines, Trionychidae. The record is from RefSeq and is a predicted model, not a curated record.
GUAGCCUGGAAGAUGGCGGCGACUGCGGCGGCCGGGGAAACAGAUGCAACUGAAGUUUCUUCCUCUUUUGUAGCUGUGGCUGCAAGUAGUUUAGUAAUCCUGGUAAUACUGCUUGUGAAUUGUGUGUCCUGCUGUAAAGAUCCAGAAAUAGACUUCAAGGAAUUUGAAGAUAAUUUUGAUGAUGAAAUAGAUUUUAUACCACCAGCAGAAGAUACCCCAUCUGUUCAGUCUCCAGCAGAAGUAUUUACUCUUUCAGUUCCAACCAUUGCUUUACCAGCUCCGUCCCAGGUUCAGCCUCCUGCAGAAGGAUCAAAGUCUCAAGUUGCACGGCAGAAUCUAAACUAUAUUCAAGAAAUUGGAAAUGGCUGGUUUGGAAAGGUCCUGCUUGGGGAGAUCUACUCAGGUACUAGCGUAGCAAGAGUAAUAGUGAAGGAAUUAAAGGCAAAUGCAGGUCCCAAAGAACAAGAACAGUUUUUGAGAAAUGGUGAACCUUACUACAUUCUUCAGCAUCCAAAUAUUCUCCAGUGUAUUGGACAAUGUGUGGAAGCCAUCCCGUAUCUUCUGGUGUUUGAGUUGUGUGACUUAGGUGACCUAAAAACCUAUCUGUGCAAUGAACAGGAGCAUAUUAAUGGAGAUUCACAAAUAAUGCUGCUACAGAGAAUGGCAUGUGAGAUCGCUGCUGGACUAGCCAUAAUGCAUAAACAUAAUUUUGUGCAUAGUGAUUUAGCCUUACGGAAUUGCUUUCUUACAUCUGAUUUAAACGUAAAAGUAGGAGAUUAUGGAAUAGGAUUCAGUAGAUAUAAGGAGGAUUAUGUUGAGACAGAGGAGAAGAAGUUUGUUCCUCUUCGAUGGAUUGCACCUGAGCUAGUAACAAGCUUUCAAGAUAGAUUGUUAACAGCAGAGCCAACCAAGUAUAGUAACAUAUGGUCACUGGGUGUAACAUUGUGGGAGCUCUUUGACAAUGCUGCUCAGCCUUAUUCACACUUUUCUGACAAAGAAGUUCUAACCCAAGUCAUAAAAGAGAAACUUGUUAAACUUUCUAAGCCACAUCUGGAACAGCCAUAUUCUGAUAGAUGGUAUGAAAUUCUACAGUUCUGCUGGCUACCUCCAGAUAAAAGACCAACAGCAGAGGAAGUACACAAACUUUUAACAUAUCUCCGCAUGCAAAGCCAAAGAGAUUCUGAGAUAGAUUUUGAACAGCAGUGGAAUGCUCUUAAGCCAAAUAUAUCCAAUAGAGAAUCAAAUAAUUCUGCAUUUCCAAUCUUAGAUCAUUUCACAGGGGAUCGCCUUGGCCGUGAAAUGGAAGAAGUACUCACUGUAACUGAAACAAGUCAAGGACUCAGCUUUGAAUAUGUCUGGGAGGAAGCUAAGCACGAUCAUUUUGAUGAAUGUGGUCAGAUGAAUGCUGAUGAAGCAAUGACAUACACAAACAUUUUCUUUCCAGUUGAGGUUUUUGAAAGGCCACUUUCAGAACAACAGUCUGGAGCAAAGGAGGAAAGUGGUCAAGAAGCAUCACUUAAUAUACCUGGGGUACUUCCCGUUUUUGAUGCUCACAAGCGAUCUCUUGGAAGUGAUUACUAUAUCCAGUUAGAGGAAAAAGGUGUGGGCAAUAGCAUGAAUUUUGAUAAUCAGUCAGCUGUGCUCACAACAGAAGUUGAUCAUCAAGAAGUUGUACAGGAGAAAAAAUCUCUUUUCAUAGUUCCCAGGGAUUUUAAUGCUGAAGAAUCCAGCACAGAUGAGGAAUUUUUCCACUAUAACAGAGAUCCUAAAGAUGAGGCUUUACAUGUUACUAGUGGUCCUGAAAGCCCUUUCCAGAAUAUAUUCAGAGAUAUUGACAGAGCAGAGGAAUUGACAAAUAACCGAAAUAUAUUUGACUUAACUGAACUAAAUGAUAUUCAUGUUGAAUUUAUGCCAACAGCUUUAAGUUCAAGUUUAGAGGUAUCAAAAGCAAUCAUUUAUCCUGAUAAGGACAGUCCUAAUCAUGUUUCUGAAAAUGAGGCUGGUUCCUUAUAUGAAAAUAUUAGAGAAUCUGAUUUUAGCCUGCUAUCUGCAGAAGAACUCUCCAAUAACUUUCUGUUUCUUCAAGAGAAGAAUUUAUUAAAGGGACUAGUGACUAACAAAGAUACCAAUUAUGACAUCAGACCAAAAUCAGAAAAAAUGGAUUUUAAAAAUUUAUCAGAAACAUCAGAUAGGAUCUCUCUUGACAUUGAGCUAAAACUGGAUAAAAAUACACCAGACUUUUCUUUAUUGCAUGAUAAUUUAAAAGCUGAGAGCAAAGAUCACAUUUUCUAUGUACCUGCAGAUGAAGAUGCGAAUUUUCUCCUUCAGUCUCUUGCAGAAACGCAGGUGCCCUCUUCUUCACCCAUAAUAGAUGAGAAGUCACAGGAUAAACAUCAGAACCUCCCCAUAAUAAAAGGCAGUGAUACAUUUUUAUUUGAAGGAGUGGAUAAAAAUUCAUCCUACAGUAUUAAUGAUGGUCUCUGUCAAGGAAAGGAGCAAGGCACUGAAGAUGCCCCCAUUGAAAUCCUGUCUAGUACUGCCAAAAGUUUUGGAAACUUGGGUGUCACACUUGAAACUAAAGAGUCUGCAGAACAGAUAAAAGAUGAAAUACUUGUUAAUUAUGGUAUUACUUUGGAUAGAAACCUUGGUAUAGAGAGAGGAAAUACUAGUAAGGAACCUAUGAACUGUGAUUUGCAGAACAUGUCUUCUGUAUUAGAUGGGGGUUUACUGGAGAACAAUAAGGAAACUUCAUAUAAUCUUAAAUAUAGUGAUGCUUCUAAACAAGUGACUUUAAUAUCUGACAUUUCAUCAAACUGUGCAAGUCAAGAUCAUCUGUUGGAAGACAGCUCAUCAUCUCUUUCACAGACUGUGGAGCAUUCCAUAAAAACACCAGACUCUGUGGAUUCAUUAGAUGUGAAUGAGGUAUUAGAGUCCUUAGAGGCUCAGAGUCCCCAGAAACUUUUGCCACCUGAUAAACCUGCUGAUAGUGGCUAUGAAACUGAAAAUCUGGAGUCUCCAGAAUGGUCUUCCCAUCUUUCUGUUGAUGCAUCUAACGUAGAUCCUGCACUACGUGUUGAUGGUGAUAGGAGUGCGGGUGAUUUGUCAGCCAAUCCAGUAGUCAUUGUUUCUGCAGAAACAGCUUGCUCAGAUUCAGUAAAUAGCAAUAAUAACUUUGAAAUAACCACAACAAAUUUUGCUAAUAGAAAUCAGAACUCUUAUAGAGACUCUGCUUAUUUUUCUGAUAAUGAUUCUGAGUUUGACAAAAAAACAGAAGAGAUUGUAAACAAAUCAGCAGAAUCCACAGUACUAUCAGUAGAUACUUGUAGUACAUCUUCUAGCACAGAAAAGAAUAAAGCUGAAGAUUAUUAUUGUUUUGAAGAUAUACAAUCAAAGCAUAAUCAAAUAGAGGAUUACCAGGACCCGGGUAAUGUAGGCUCACAAUUAGAAUUAUAUGAUAAAUUGGGGAGAGAGCAGACAUAUGUAAAGAUGCAGGUGUCUCCUGACAAUUGGACUAAAGAAAAUCUGAUAUUUGCAGUGAAUUUGGAACAAAACAAUGGGGGUGAAAUUAAACUACAUGAGGAAUUUCGCAGAAAUGUUUCUUGUGUUGGCACUAAUACUUCAGAAUUUCUUCCAUGCAGAGACUUAAAGUCUACUCAUAACAUACACAAUCCUUCAGUUUCAACUGAUGUUGAAAAACCCUUGUGCCACAUUGAAGGACCUAAACUGAAAGAGCCAGAUAUUGAAGGAAAAUACCUUGGUAAACUUAAUGUUUCUGGAAUGCUAGAUUCAUCAGAGGACGGAGAUGAUGCAGAUGAAGAAGAUGAAAACAGUGAUGAUUCUGAGGAUGAUAUGAGAACUUUCCAUAUGUGUAGUCUUAGCUCAGACAGUGAAGAUGAAACUGUACAUCAAGUGCCUGUGAUUGUUUCUGAUAAAGAUGAUGGAAAGCAUCUGAGAAGCCUGCUGAAACUUCCGAAGUCUCUUAAACAUGAUCGGCCCUCUGAGUAUUGGAAAAGCGAGAAAAAGGCAGUAACAUUCUUUGAUGAUGUCACAGUCUAUCUGUUUGAUCAGGAAACACCAACCAAAGAGCUGGGAAACCGUGCAGCAGAAUCAAACAACCAAGGCUCUGCUAACACGCCUGUCCUAUCUUCCGGUCUGAGUUACAUGAACAGAAUUACAAAUUCAGAAAGUUCUACUGAUGAAGAAGGUGGAGCUUUUGAAUGGGAUGAUGAUUUCUCUUCUCCAGAACCCUCUUUUAUAGCUAAGUCAGCAAAUAAUCUCAUUAGUUCUAAGCCACCUCUUCACAAUUCUAAGUACUUUUCACCCCCUCCACCAUCCCGGAGUCUUGAACAAAACUGGUCACAUUCAUCACCUUAUUCCAGGUUCUCUAUUACUCCGGCAAACAUUGCAAGUUUUUCUCUCACACAUCUUACAGAUUCAGAUAUUGAGCAGGGAGGUAGUAGUGAAGAUGGAGAAAAAGAUUAGUAUGAGUUAGUUUUUUCUCACUGGAAUUACAUAUGUGGUACAUACCGCAUUCUUGACUAACGUUUGAUAAACUCAAAAACCUAUGUGGAUCUGCUGGAGUAAAAUACAGGUAAUCAAGAAAUUUGAAGACUUAAAAUAAACACUGAAAAGCAAUGAUAAAUCAGGACAUUAAUUUGAAUGUGUAUUUAACUUUGUAAUGUAUUGUUUUUAAAUCAAUGCAAUUUGCUUUUCAUUGAAUCUGCCGCUCUUUUUCAAGUACUUGAAAUAUUCAGAUAAUUAUUUGUAACAAACAUGUAAAGCAGUUACACUACAUUCUGGUUUAUGUAUGGAAUUGUAUCAUAGUCUUUUUAUAUUUUUUCAUGUAGUUUGUUAUCUAUUGGAACAUAACACAUGUUGUAGAAUUGUGUAUAAUUGUUCUGUGCAACAGGUGGCUGUGUUGUUGAAACUGUAUGAAUGAUAGUUGAUCCGUAGUGAGCCAUAUUUAUUCUGAAAGAUAUCACUUAUUACAUGUUAUUUUGCUUACUGCAAUUGCACUAUGGAUUUUUCUUCCCAUAUUCCCCAACAUUGUACAGAAUCAAAAUCUUAAUUUUUUCAAGGAAAUUAAGACCAAUUGAAUUAGCCCAGUUAACCAGUUCAGUUUGUACUGUUGUAGUCUUUGCUAUGCACUGCACUUGUAAAACAUACAUAAUUUCUGAGUGUUGUGUGAGAAUUCCUGGAAUCCUGCAUGCAGUUCCAUUUAAAGUAGUAGCUGACUACAAAUUAUGAGAGUGCCUGUCUUUCAUAGGAAAUUUGGGGAGGGAUGUCUGAAAUAUCUUUGGGAUCCAUUUUGGAUGAAGUGAAUAUUUUAUUUUCACUCCUGAAAGUGAUUAUAUUGGUUUAAAUUAUAGUAGCAUCUUCCUAUGUAGUCUAUUUAAUGGCCUUUCUAUAUUCCAUUAAAACUGCCUAGUUUUGGAAGGGAGGGAGGUUUUUAGCCUUGAAAGUGUGCAUUGAAACUGGGUAUCUUGUAGAAUCAUUAACUUUAAUAAAAAUGGACCCACCAGGCCUACCUGGUUGCUCACUUGUUCAUCCUGUGAAUUCUGAAGUCCAAAUUAUUUUCUUUUGUCUAUGGAUUGGGCCUCCUUCCCAUUCAGAAGCCUGUAGAUGUUCCUAUCUCAAUUAAUGCAAAAACAAUUGAGUAUUAGAAUUAACAAUUGAGGAAUUAAGAAUGCUAACAGUCUUGCUUCAAAACCAGCGGAAAAUUGGCAUUCAUACAUUGUCACCCAGGCCUAUAUUAAAAUAUCAGCAGAGCUCCCUGGUGUGGUUGAAAUGUGCACUGACUCAGAUGUAAUAUGGAUAGCUUAAUGAGGUGAACAUAGUUUUCUCUCGGUCAUAAAUCCAUCUAGUUUAAUUAAUCUUUUAAAUAAGUUGUCUAACAAGUACCCUCACUGUCUUUCUAAGUACAGUUGGGCAGCAGUUCUUUCAUCUAUGAUGUGUAUAAUGCAGCUGCAAACAUUGGGCCAGGUUGGAAAAAGCUGAGUUGUCAUUUGAAGCUUUGUGGUGAAUCCUUUGAUCUGCAGAUUAGUAGUGUGAAUAUUUGUUUAACUCUUCUUUAGUACAAGGCUAGUCUUUCUGCUGAAAAGGUCUAGGUACAAAAAGCUAAGAAUUGUAACCACCUGCAGCACAUAGAACUGUAUACUUUCACUGUUGAGCUCAGUUUGAUGUUACUGUUUUAUUUAAUGCACAGUUUGGUUUAAAAUAGGACAUUGGUUUUAAGUGAUAGGAAUACAAAAAAAUAGAAUAUCCAUUUUUAAAAAACAUUUAUUUGGCCCUUGCAGCUGGAAUGGCUUUCAUACCCCUCAAGGAAAAGAGAUCAGUUCUAGAAAUAAAAUGCUUUAAAGUUGCCCGUGUAUUACUGAGGCACUGAGUUGUCCAUCUGAGGAGCUCAGGUCCAGAGGGAACCUGAGUGUCACUGGGAGAGUUGUAUUUCAGUGUAACAUCAUGAAAUUUGCUGUUGCAUAUGCACAGCAAAAACUUUUAAUAGAAUUUUACACUAUUUACUGGAAGUACAUAUUUAUUAGACUUAAAUCAUCUCAUAUGCUCUUUAUACAUAUUAGAAUAUAAACUAUAGGCUUUGGCACCCUAAGCAGCAUUAUAGCCUAUUAGAUCUGUAAAACAGAUUUUUUUUUUUUAAAUUCCUUAAACACACUCACCAGAUAAAGUCCUCAUCAGUCCUUGUAUUUUUCUGUAACACUUUUAUAUUACCAUGAAUAAAAAAGCAGGGAAAUUCAAAAUUAAGAUUGAAACUACUUGCUCCUAAAAGUGUGGAAUUGUCUACCCAGUAUGUGCUGGAACAUGUAUGGUAUCACAGGGUUUCAGCCUUAAAUCUGAAUUUCUUGAUGUUGAACUUUAAUUUCUGAAGUUAAAUAAAAGGUAAUAUAGUCUGAAUGGGAUGUUGAGAUGUAGCUUCACUUUUGUUCCUGUUGUAACUUCAGAAAUUCAGAUUAUGGAAUAGAUCUUGUGUAGCUGAGCAGUAUUUAACCUUGUAGUGAACACAUCAGGGUUUUCCUCAGUUGAGGAGGCAUUAGUCAUUUGUGACUCCCAUUCUCUUUACUAAGAGAACUAUGUCUUAAAACCUUAAAUUAUUAUGAAAGUUUACUCCUGUGUCCAAAGGGACUGUUUGCUAAUGACUUGCCAAAAGGACACUUUUUUCUCAAAAUAGGAUGUGUGUGUAGGAUGCUAUACAGUAAUGUGCUUUUUAGCCAUAUUACCAAAAAAAAUCAUUGUUAUAUCUGAAUUGCCACACUUCCUUAAUAUCAGUGGAUAUUAAUUUCAUUAAUCCAACUCUCUAAAAUGUAAUUAGUUUUUGGAAGUAUAUGUUAAAUUGUAUUACAAAUUAUUAGCAGUGUCCAAGAAGUAACCAUCUACUACCAAUGAAUUAUGCAAGGAAGGCAAAUUUAAGGAGUAGCUGAAAUGUAAUCAGGUUGAGGUGAUUUGACGAAGGGGCCAAAUGUUAAAUUCUGUAAACUCUUGCACUAAUAACCCAAGAGAUUUCAAUUUUAGAAAUACUUACAGCUGUUUUUUUUCAAUGGUUUAUGAUGAGGGUUGAUUCCAUUUUAGUUUCUUCUGUGUUAGAAGAUCUUGAUAAUUUAUUUAGAUGUUAAAAGGCAUUAGCUUAAUUUGGCUACUUAAAUAUCUUACAAAAAAUCCCAUUUACAGCCUAAAAUGGAAGCUGAUAAAGUGAUUUUAAAAUGAUUCGAUGAUUAAGUUUCACUCGGUCGUGCAGCGAGAGGCCAGUAAAGCGCGAAAUCUGGUUUUUGUUUUGUUUUAAAUUUGAAACACCUGUUCCUUCCCUAGUCCCUCAUCUUUAGCAAUAUGUUGUACAUGUCAACUGCCAUUUCCAUGGAAAUGGACAGGUUAAACACUUUUUUUCAUAUUCUUGGUGAUGCACUAAUGAAAGCCAUUAAGCCUCUUUCUUUUAUCAGUAUUUUAAGUAGUAUGUUAAUAUUUAGUAUUGAAUCGUUUUUCAUGAGGGGCUGAUUGGUAGGGAAAUACUUGUGUUUUUAUCUUUUAAGCACUACGCUAAAGUUUCAGUGGUAAGUCAGAUGUUAGUGACAUGGCUAUUUGGUGGAUUUAGUGAAAGGUGGAAUCAAAGUAUAUUAGCCUUAUAAGAAAUAGCCUUAAAAUAAGAAUGGAGUGUACAAAAAUACAUCAGCUUUAAGUCAUACAAAAAUAUCCUUAAAUAUUAAUAAGUUUUGGUUCUCAAGUCUUUGAUAUGAAAAAAUCUAGAGUAAAAGAGCAUAUAAAUAUAUUGAAAAUAAGUAUUUGUGAUACCAGCAGCCUGUUUUUCAGAUAAACUUGAAUGACUUAAAAUUAUUAGUUGUUUAUGAAAUUGUUUGAACUUGCACAGUCGUAGCUGUAACUUAAUGAUAAAUGGUACUGAUGUGUAUAUACAAUGUUUAAUUCUAUUUGUAAAUGAGGAGCAAUGUAACAAAAUCAUAGAUAUGAGGUUUUCCUAUUGUAAUUUAAUACAGGUAUGAGGUUUUUGGCAAUACAUCAUAGUUAAUGAAAUUUCAGGUCAAUUCAUCUUGCAAUUGUGUACAUUUUUAAAUUGUAAUAUUUCUACUGUAUAUUGAUUAUCAUGCAUAGUGUGAUUCAAUAAAUUGCUUGUAAUUUAAAAACACUAUUUAAUAUUCAAAAAUAAAAUACGGUUAUAUAUUUAUAA